AUGCCUCCUCUUUCGGCAUAUACUCCUUUUGAAUCUCUGCUCUUUUUCCAGUCCCUCGCGACCUCGGACGUGCGACCGACGAGCUUUGCAUCCAUCUCAAGCCUAUUGAGCGACAAUCCAUUAAUUCGUCAAAAUGUCGCGUUUAGCGCCGAUCGAUUAAGCCCCGACGCCUUGGAGGACCUGUAUGCAACCUUGCUGCGCGAUGGAUUGGACCGGGAUACCUCCAAAGCCGCCAAUGGAAUACCAACGGAGAGCUCGAACACCGGAAAUUCAAAGAAGCGAAAGAUCUCUAGUCCCCGACCGGAGGGCUUGUCCGAUGGUGUCACCCAUGCCGCCCGGGUGCCAGAGUUGGUAUCGCAUCUCUAUGCACGAUACAGGGAGCUAGUGACGAAGGAAAUCAAGGAGAGUGAAAGAGAGUACGAUGCCAUCAAUGACCAAAUUCAACGUAUUCAAAAGGAGGAGCAGAAACGGCCAGCUUCGAUCGAAGGAACCGAUGUUGCUACGUCGCCAGAUACAAAGCCCGAGCGCCCGGAAUCAAUGGAUGUGGAUGUGGAUGUGGAUGUUAAGCAGGAAACCCCGCGACGCGAUCACCCCGGACCAAUAGCUAUCCCGCCAGUCCCUCCAGCCCUGGUGAAAGCAGCGCAACAACUGCCAAUCAAACCACCUGUGCCCGCUCAGGACCCGAAGGAAGAUCAGCUUCCUCCUUCAAUAUCUGCGAAACCGCUAGCGCCAGUGUCGCAACCACAACUGCCACCUCCAUCCCUUCAAACAGCCCCGCAUGCUAUCCCAUCUCCAAUUGCACCUCGCACUCAAGCACCUCCUACCACACCCGCUCCAGCACAGCGACCUACUCCCGCACACCCAUCACAAGUUGCGCCACGGCCCAUCACAGGCGUUCCAGCUACAGGAAAGCCUGGUGCUCCAGAUAUUGUGUCCACCCCUCAACCAAAUCCCGCCAAAUCAAGCUUCCAGCAAUGGCAACUUGAAUUACCUCCUCAGUCUCCAUACUCUGCAAUCUCACCCAAUCCUAAUACCCCGCAAAUCAACUCUGCAGCUGCAAAGCAACCUCUACCUCCCCCCACCCUGCCCGGAACCCAGCAGAAACCCCCAGCUUCUGCCUUACCUAGCACCCCCGGCCCAUUAUCAUCCGCAUUUCAAACCCCUGUUCCUAUCGGCCAUCCCCGACUCUCACAUACGCCGAGUGUUGUUAUUCCUCGAUUCUCCGAGUCACGCAGCUCACGGCCUCGCCUUUCAAUUGAUACCCCCGGCUCUUCGACUCCAUGGAAGAGAACUCCGCGCCUGAGCAUUCCAGAUUCCCCCGCUUCACCAGUCCGCCCUCUACCCGAAGAUGUCAGUCCAAUCAGCGAGAGAGCACCUUCUCCCGACGGUCUGGGGAUGUCGCCUCCCCGAGAGAAAAAGACUCGGCGUGGACAGGUUUCGGAUCAGAAACCGUCGGCCAACGCCAAAACCGAGAAGCCUUCUUCUGCUCGAAAGAAGCGUGCUCUGAGCUCCGCCUCUAUGCAUAGUCGAGAGGGAUCUGUAGCCUCACGGGGCAUGUCGCCUGUACAGGGAGACGAUGCAGAUCGUGACUUACGUACCUCGAAGCGCCAAAAGGGUGCCACAACCAGCGCAGAGGAGACACCGAAGGCACGUACCAAACGCAAGCGAGGCCCUAGUGAAUCCGCGGAACAAGAAUCGGCUCCCCCCGAAACCCUGAGAUUUGAUACAUCUCGGUAUGUGAUGUGUGCUCGUGGUUUCCAUCGAACUGCCGGAACCAUUUUGAACGACGUGACCACCCACAAGCUGGCUUCUAUCUUCGCCAAACCUUUGGGUGAGCGUGAUGCCCCAGGCUAUCACGAUCUCAUUUAUCGCCCACAGGAUCUUAAGACGAUCAAGUCUGCUGUCCAUCAAGGCAGCAAAGCGGUGGCCGCAGCAACAGAAGCCGUCAGUACUCCUGCGGGCGAUGGUGAAUCUCCAGCGCCUGGCGCAGGUGCGUCGUCUAAAAACAAUGCACUCAUGCUGCCCAAGACUGAAGAUCUCCUUCCCCCAAGGGGUAUCGUGAAUUCGGCACAGUUAGAAAAGGAGUUCAUCCGCAUGUUUGCCAACGCUAUCAUGUUUAACCCUGUUCCUGAACGUGACUUUGGUCCCCAUUUCCCAAUGAUCAAUGAUCGUGGGUCUCGCGAGAGCUCCCAGUCAGGCGAUGGGGACGAAGGCGGCAUCAUUCAGGAUUCCCGAGAGAUGUUCGAAGACGUCGAGCAAGCUGUUAAUCGAUGGCGUGCUGCUGAACGAGCCUCGGAGCGGGCAUCAGAGGAGUUGGCCAACAAGAAUCUCCUUGCUCUUCGUCGCGGAAGUGUCAGUGAUUUCAAUACCGAUAGUGCCGAUGAUGUGAAAGGUUGA
Messenger RNA from Penicillium verhagenii, 2397 nucleotides. RefSeq lists its product as uncharacterized. The transcript has a single exon. Gene Ontology annotation, molecular function: protein binding. NCBI's taxonomy places the organism in Eukaryota, Fungi, Ascomycota, Eurotiomycetes, Eurotiales, Aspergillaceae. The record is from RefSeq and is a predicted model, not a curated record. Gene Ontology annotation, cellular component: NuA4 histone acetyltransferase complex. Bases 1 to 2397 code for a protein of 798 amino acids.